Molecule: messenger RNA, 854 nt
Organism: Neodiprion fabricii
Lineage: Eukaryota; Metazoa; Arthropoda; Insecta; Hymenoptera; Diprionidae
Gene: mRpS7
Product: 28S ribosomal protein S7, mitochondrial
Exons: 5
Coding region: 47-826 (259 amino acids)
Biological process (GO): ribosomal small subunit assembly; translation
Cellular component (GO): ribosome
Molecular function (GO): structural constituent of ribosome; mRNA binding; rRNA binding
Source: RefSeq, a predicted model, not a curated record
UUUCAGAAUCAUUGUGAAUAAGUGUACCAACAGUAAGCCAACGAAAAUGGCCGCACUUAAAAUGUUUCACAGCAGACAAUUCGCGGCUGCUACCGUUCGGUCUUUAUUAUCAAUAAACAGAUGGAGCGAAAUCAACAUCAAGAAAAAUGACUACAGCGUUUAUCCGCCAUACUAUGUUAGACCGGUUUAUAAGAAGGAGCAGCAAGCUGCUCUCAAAGGAACUGAAGAGGCCGAACACCUAGCACAUGCGCCGAUUAAAGCAGCUAGAAACAAUGAGACAAGUUCAGUUUUCCAUGAUGAGUUUCUAAGACAAUUUACCAACUACAUUAUGAAAAAGGGGAACAAGAUAUUGGCACGUAGAUUACUGGAAAAAUCAUUAGAGAAUGUGAAGAGGAUACAGUUGGAACGAUACCACAAAGCAGAGCCUCAAGAUAAAGUAGGCAUGGAACUAGAUCCAAAAAUAAUCAUGCACAAGGCUAUUGCAAAUUGUAAACCACUACUCAAACUGGAACGAAUUAAAAGAGGUGGAGCCACAUAUCAGGUUCCAAUACCAGUAACGGAUAAAAAUGCACAGUGGGUUGCUUCAAAGUGGAUGCUUGAAGCUGCUAGAGACAAGGAAAGUAACGCGCAUUUACCAGAAAAAUUAGCCUAUGAACUUCUUGAUGCAUUUAAUAAUCAGAACGGUCUGAUUUUAGGGACGUGUUAUCAAGAGGAAACAGGAUUUACACAAGCAAUGCGAAGCAAAUCGAGCCUAUGCUCAUUACAGAUGGAGCUAAAUAUUGACCAUGUUAAUUCCCUUCAUCGUCAAGCUAUUGUAAAUUUUUAAACCCAUAAAAUAAAUAAUGUCAUUCACA